GCAAUGCAUCAAGUUCCUCCUCCUCCUCCUCCUCCCUCUUUCCCUCCCUCCCUCCCUCCUUCCUUCCUCAUCGAGUGGCGCACGCUUCGAGUCCUCCUCCGAGCCCGGCGUUUCCCAUCCAGGAGAGAGGCUCGGCUCUGCCGCAGGAAAGCAAACCGAGGCAAGAGACGGGCAGAACCGAGGAGACGGAGGCCACAGAGAAGCGGGAGGAAGGACAGGAGGAGAGCAAGAGGCAAGGAGGGAGGAGCGGCUGGACAGCGCCCGGCCCUGAUCCCCACCUUCCCCGAUUCCCUCCAUCAUGGGUCCCGGGAGGGUCUCCUUCCUCCGAAGGGGGCCUCGACGGAGCCCCGACUCGGGCUGACUCCGCGCCGCUUGGGAAGAAGACCCCGAUCCGUCUAGGGACUUGCUUGUGCUGACUCCGGGGCCCCUGCGGAGUUUUAUGGCUCGGGCCGGCGGACCCCUGGCCGCCUUUGCCUCCUCCGUCUCCUCCUCUGUCUCCUCGGGGCCCUCGGUCCCUUGCCCGCCCCCUCCCGAGCACCGCGAGGCAUUCCGAGGCGGCGGUGGAGGCAGUGCUCGGGGGGGCCUCUUCUCCUUUGGGCAGCUGCUCAGCCCCGCCGGCUAUAAAUACAUCCCUUCCUCCUCCUCCUCCGCCCGGAUCGGCUGUCGGUCCUGUUGACGUCCCAAGGAGCCUCGGUAUGGCGGGCCCGCAGCCCCUCGCCCUCCUCCUGGGCCUCGCGUUGGUGACAUUGUGCCACGGUGGCUGCGUGGAAGUAGAGUCAGAAACCGAAGCAGUGGCUGGUGAAACUUUCAGAAUUCGGUGCAUCUCAUGUAAGAAGCGCAGUGAGACAGAGGCCGAGGCCUUCACCGACUGGUACUUCAAGCAGCAGGGGACAGAAGAGUUUGACCAUAUUCUCCACUACGAUGCCGAUAAUAAACUCAAAGUGUUGGACCCCCGCUUUGAAGAGCUGGUUGCCUGGGAAGGCACUAAACACACGCCAGAUUUGCAGGAGCUUUCCAUUAUGCUGCUGAAUGUGACCUUCGACCAGGAGGGAGACUAUAUCUGCAGUGUCAACCGCACACUCCUUUUCGCAAAUGACCAUACACACAAUGUCAUGGUCAACAAAACUGUCCACCUUGACGUGGUAGAGAAAGCCAACCGGGACAUGGCAUCCAUCGUGUCUGAGAUCAUGAUGUACGUCCUCAUUGUAGUCCUGACUAUCUGGCUGGUGGCAGAGAUGGUGUACUGCUACAAGAAGAUUGCUGCAGCAACGGAGGCAGCAGCGCAGGAGAAUGCCUCCGAGUACUUGGCCAUCACAUCAGAAAGUAAAGAAAACUGCACAGGGGUGCAAGUAGCUGAAUAGUCCAUGCAGGGCUGUCGGCAGGCACAGAGAUUCCUGGUUGACAGGGAUGAGGCUUUGAGAAGGAGCGGAGGAGAGGGAGCGUGUGACUCAGCAGAGGCCUCGGCAGCCCCUGAGAAGAGCUGAACUGGAGCCAAACAGUCCCUCCCCCCACUGCACGGCCUUUUUUUCCUUAACAAAGCAUGCUAUUUUUAAUAACAGAGCUCUAUAUUCGACCCAGCCACCCAGAGACAGACACCUGUCUUCCAAAAGGGGAAGGUGGUUUGUUCUGGCAGGCCCCUUGCUCUCCUUUGCACCUUUUUUCCGGGGAGCAAGAGUCGUUCCUGCCACAAUGCAUGAUGGGGAAGUGGCAUGGUGGCUUUCUGACGCGCUGCAAAAGCUUGGGGGUCUUUCCCCCACCCCACCCUUGGGGUCCCCACAUGCCAGCCUGAGACCUCUUUAAUUUACGGGCACCUGCACUUGCGCUUUCUGAUUUUUUGUACGUUUCUUGCGCUUCGAGUUGUUUUUGGUUACUUCGCUACCAGCACUUUCUAUGGGUCUGAGGAGAGGAGGCCCCUAAUCUGCCCCUUCCUUCUCCCCUACAUGCCAUGUCCUCUUAAUGUGGCUGCAAGCAGUGGUAGAUUGAAGCUGAGAAAGGUGUUCAAGAUGGCUGUCACCUAGUUGUUCCUAUGGUCUGAGCACCAGAAGGGGAUUGAGAUGGAGACUCCGUGUCGCCAUGUAGGAAUGCCUUUGGUGGAUGAAAUAUUUAGCACUGACAUAGAUAUGAACUGAGAUAUUCCUAAGAAACUGUCCCAGGAAGUUUUUCCUCAAGGCUGUCAAUCCAGUGGAAGAUUUGUUCAAGACCACUGCUGAAAGCGGAAGACACUG
This is a messenger RNA of Anolis sagrei ordinatus, 2225 nucleotides long. RefSeq names its product sodium channel subunit beta-1. Gene Ontology annotation, cellular component: voltage-gated sodium channel complex. The record is from RefSeq and is a predicted model, not a curated record. Gene Ontology annotation, molecular function: sodium channel inhibitor activity; transmembrane transporter binding. Lineage: Eukaryota; Metazoa; Chordata; Lepidosauria; Squamata; Anolidae. Gene Ontology annotation, biological process: cardiac muscle cell action potential involved in contraction; regulation of heart rate by cardiac conduction; sodium ion transport.